AUGGAAGUAGAUAAAUACACGUUAUUCGUCCAGAAUCUUCAGGAGGUAGUAGGUGAUGAUGAACUUCGAAAUCUUUUAAAGAAACCAAAUUCAUCAGUAUCUGUGUAUUGGGGUACUGCAACAACUGGUAGACCUCAUAUAGCAUACUUUGUUCCAAUUAUUAAGUUGGCUGAUAUGCUGAAAACCGGUGCAAAAGUCACUGUACUCUUUGCUGACUUACACGCAUAUCUAGAUAACAUGAAGGCCCCAUGGUAUUUGCUUUGUCUUCGUACAAAGUAUUAUGAAGCUGUUAUAAAAGGAAUGUUCCGUUCAAUUUGUGUCCCAUUGGACCGGCUGCAUUUUAUACGUGGAGCUGAUUACCAGUUAACUGAAGAAUAUUCUAUGGAUGUAUAUCGUUUAAUGGCUUUAACAUCAGUUCAUGAUGCACGUAAAGCUGGUGCAGAAGUUGUUAAACAAGUUAAUAAUCCACUUGUAUCUGGAUUAUUAUAUCCUUUAUUACAAGCAUUGGAUGAAGUACAUUUGAAUGUUGAUAUUCAAUUCGGUGGUGUAGAUCAACGGAAAAUAUUUAUGUUAGCUGAAAAGUAUUUACCUCAUCUUGGUCAUAAGAAAAGAAUACAUUUAAUGAAUCCAAUGGUUCCAGGAUUGACAGGGGGAAAGAUGUCCUCUUCGGAAAUCGAUUCAAAAAUUGAUCUACUUGACCCACCGGAGUUUGUUGCCAGUAAAUUAGCAUCAUCUGUUUGUCCACCGAAUAUGACAGCUGAACAAGGCAAUGGAGUUUUGGCAUUUUUAAAAUAUGUUAUAUUUCCUUUAGUACCAAUGAGAACAGGAUUAUCAAUUCCUCGAACUCCGAAACCUUAUUUUAAUUAUACUGACGUAGAGAAAGAUUAUCUUAUGAAUAAAAUUCCAUCGGAUUCAUUAAGAAAUGUUGUUACAGAAUGUUUAAAUGGAUUGUUGGUGACUAUUCAAAAUGAUUUUAAAGAUCCUAAACUUCAAGAACUUGUACGUAACGCAUAUCCUACGGUAGAUGGAAUUAGUUCAGCGAAUGCCAACCUUGAAGAAGUUCCAACUAUGUUUACAAAUGAAAAAUCUACUAUUCUACAAGAAAUAGAUAACAGAGUCAAUGACAUGCCAACAAUUACUGAUCAUUCAAAUUUAUUGGAUUCAUUUGAAAAAGAAUUUGUGGGAUGUACAUCACUUCUGGAGAAACGUCUUAAUCAAACUAAUCGCCUACGAUGUUUAUGGUCAGUUACACCGAUUGGUUUACCACAUCUUGGCCAUUCAAUCCCGAUGAGAUCACUUGCUCGUUUAUCACGAUUAGAUGGUGUUUAUGUCAUUGUAUUAAUUAACAAUAUCUCAGCUCAUUUACGUGGUUCCAUUCCAUGGGAUGUGAUUAAACAACGUGGUGAAUUUUGUCGUGUAAUUUUAACUGGCUUAUUCACUGCUCUUGGUGGUAACCUGAAUCAAUUUAGCUGUAUACUUGGUAGCGAUUUUCAAUUACAUUCGGGAUAUAUGUUAAAUUUCUAUCGUUUAGUGAGCUUAGUUCCAGAAACAGAUUGUUUAAUAUCAAAUUUAAUUGAUACUAUACAAUUAUCUGCAGAUAUUCGUUUGGCUAGUAUACAACAAAUACAAAAACGUCAAAUUUUCCAAUCUAAAUUCCUACGUCAUUUUCCUAAUUCUUUUGAAACUAUCCAUCUUACACAUCCAAUACUCAUUAGUCUUCAAGCUCCAACUAAUCAAAUUGGUGAAUUAUCAUCAUUUCCUCCAAUGAAAUCAUGUCCUUUAUCAUCUCGCUGUACAGGUCCAGCAUCGGCUAAAACACUAGCAGCAUUACUUGAAGAUAAUUAUCUACCUUUAAUUGAACCAUCUUUACCUGGAUCCUUAGAAAAAUCCCCACUGUCUGGUUUAAAACGUCGAAUUAAACGUGCAUUUUGUCAACCGAAUAAUGUUGAUAUAAAUCCUAUAUUGGAUAUAUGCCGUUGGGUAUUAAUUCCAGAUUUGUCGCCUGGAGAACCUUUUAUUAUUCCACGUUCAGAGAAAAAUGGUGGUCCAUUACAUAUUAAAUCUCAAUCAUCUACACUUAAUGAAUGGGAUUUAUUAAAACAAUACUUUUCUAAUGGUACAUUACAUCCAGCUGAUUUAAAACCAACUGUUGAAUAUUUAUUAUCAAUACAAAAUACUGAUAGUUUAGCUAAUCGACUUAAACAAUCAUUACCAGAUUGGAAUGAAUUAAUGGUAUUAUUAAAUGAAGCAUUUCCUUUAAGUAAAUCUCAAAAUAAUAAAAUAAAUAAUAAAUUAUCAAAAAAUCAUUCAAUGUUAAACAAUACUGAACAUAAGCCAAAUCUUGAUAAUCAUCACCAUCAGCAACAACAACAACAACAGCAGCAGAUCAUAUCUCCUGUAGGUUCUUGUAAACCAGAAGAAAUUGCCCCAAAAUUAAGCGGCAGUAAAUUGUCAUCAACAUCAUUACCAGUGAAUUCAACUGAUGAACUCAAUCCAAAUCGUUUGGACAUCCGAGUUGGUUUAAUCUUAUCAGUUAAAAUACAUCCAAAUGCUGAUAGUUUAUUUAUUGAAGAAGUGGAUUUCGGUUCAAGUAUUGGUAAACGUACAGUGAUUAGUGGAUUAGUUGGUCUUUAUCCUAUGGAAAAAUUACUCAAUUGUUAUGGUGUAUUUGUGAUUAAUUUAAAACCAGUGAAAAUUCGUGGAAUUGAAUCUCAGGCUAUGUUACUUUGUGCUUCAUAUACUGAGAAGAGUUCAUCACUUUUAAAAGUACAACCAAUUCAUUUAUCAAAUAAACAAAAUCCUAUAUUAGGUGAACGUUUUGUCUUUCAUUCAUUAGUUGAUAAUUCUAAAUCAUCAUUAUCAUUAUCAUUUAGAGAACCAGAUAAAUUAUUAUCAUCUAAAACAAAAUUAUGGGAACAAUUAUGUCCAGAUUUAUCAACAUCUAUUAAUCAAUAUAUUCAAUGGCGUGAUUGGAGAUUAGGUUCAAUAUGUGGUAAUAAAUGGAUUAUUGUAUCAGAUGAUGUUCCACCUGGUUCAACUGUACGUUAA
Molecule: messenger RNA, 3048 nt
Organism: Schistosoma guineensis
Lineage: Eukaryota; Metazoa; Platyhelminthes; Trematoda; Strigeidida; Schistosomatidae
Source: the annotation of a GenBank genome assembly